Drosophila teissieri is the source of this 1154-nucleotide messenger RNA. RefSeq names its product complement component 1 Q subcomponent-binding protein, mitochondrial (gene P32). Gene Ontology annotation, cellular component: mitochondrial matrix. The transcript has 3 exons. Gene Ontology annotation, biological process: cytosolic ribosome assembly. Lineage: Eukaryota; Metazoa; Arthropoda; Insecta; Diptera; Drosophilidae. The record is from RefSeq and is a predicted model, not a curated record. Bases 104 to 895 code for a protein of 263 amino acids.
CGUAACUUGAUUCAAUGGUCACACCAGGCACUACACCUUUGGCGUGUUGCACAUUUCUCUGUUGAAUUAAAGUAAAAAGACUUAUUCGCAAUUAUAUAACAAGAUGAACAGCCUGAGGACAGCCACCAUGCGAUUUGCCGCUCUGGCCAGCUCCAAUGCCGGAUCCCUGGGCAAGCGCGACUUCACCCGCAGCCUGUGGCACAUGACCAAAAAGCCGGUGACAGCCGGUGGAUCCGAUCAUGUAACCGUGUUGAAUCUCCACAAGCCCAGCAUUAAUUGCACGUGCGGCUGCAACGUGCACACCAAAUGUGAGCGGGAACUGGUGGAGUUCCUCACCGAGGAGAUCGUGGCCGAGCGCAAGGUGCAAAAGGGCAAAACGGUGCCCAGCACCCUGGACGGAUUCGCCGUCAAACUGACUGGCGCGGAUGUGGAGCUCACCAAGCAGACGGACAAGGAGAAGGUGGUGGUCAGCUUCAAUGUGAACCACACGGUGGACAGCGAGGAGGAGCCGGAAAUUAACCCGAAUGCCGACAAGCCGGAGCUCGGCGAAAUGAGGAGCAAGCCCCAGUUCGAGGUGGACAUCAUCAAGGGCAACUCUACGCUGUCCUUUACCUGCACCUUCCUUCAAGGCGAAGCUCAAGAGGGAGAGUACAACGAUGUCUUCUCCAUUGAUGAAAUGGCCAUCUUUGAGGGCGAAUGGAACGAUAAGGUCUAUGCCGUCGCCGGCGACGUGCUUGACGGUUACUUGUACGACUUGCUAAUCAACUUGCUGGAGGAGAAGGGCAUCAGCCAGGAGUUUGCUGAGAAACUUUCCGACCUAGCCACUGCCCAUGAGCAUACUUCCUACAUUGGUCUGCUGGAAAAGCUCUCCAAAUUCACUGCCGGUGGCAAGUGAAUGCUCGUCCCAUCUAAUCUUAAAGCAUAAAGUUGUGUAGGUUUUUAAGUUUCUAUUGUCUGCUGUCGCAGUUUUAUCACUGAAAACAGUUUUGAUUAGUUGUGUUUUCGGCUUAUACUGUGACAGUAAAACUUAGUUUUUAAGCCAGAAAACAUUUAUACAUGUUUCAGAUAAAACUAUAGAAACGGUUGCCAAUAAUUUACCCACUUCGGCAUCAGCUUCGGUUUGGUUUUUUAACAAAUACAUCGUUAAUUCCCUA